GUACAUCAGAAGAUUGUCAUCUCACAUCCCGCUGCCCACUGCAAAUCCUACCUCCGACCUCCCCUUCAGUCUUGCACAGAUGUACCGGCUCCUCCCCUUCAGUCUUGCACAGGUGUACCGGCUCCUCCCCUUCAGUCUUGCACAGGUGUACCGGCUCCUCCCCUUCAGUCUUGCACAGGUGUACCGGCUCCUCCCCUUCAGUCUUGCACAGGUGUACCGGCUCCUCCCCUUCAGUCUUGCACAGGUGUACCGACUCCUCCCCUUCAGUCUUGCACAGGUGUACCGGCUCCUCCCCUUCAGUCUUGCACAGAUGUACUGACCCCUCCCCUCCAGUCUUCAUGACUUUCCCUGGCCCCGCCCCUCUCAUUCAUUGGAUUUCCAUUCUGCCGAUCAUGGAGGCUCAGCAUGAUGGGUGUCUUCAUGCAAAAUCAACCUGCCUGGGAACACCUACUCCUCCAGACUGAUACCCACCCAUCAAGGCAUU
Messenger RNA from Staurois parvus, 484 nucleotides. The record is from the annotation of a GenBank genome assembly. NCBI's taxonomy places the organism in Eukaryota, Metazoa, Chordata, Amphibia, Anura, Ranidae.